AUGGUAAAUACUGCUGACGAAACAAGUAAAACUACUACAGAACAAGAAAAUUUGAAAGAUGCUUCAAGAGCCCAAGGGACCGGAUUACGGAGCUAUGAUAGUCCGCGGCGCUGCCGGAGUUGUAAUCGCGAUUUCACUAAGUUUGAUAUUCCUAGUAGUCGGGAACUUGAUAUACACAAGUCUGACGGACAAGGGGGAAGUUCGUCGCAGGAAACAUCAUUAGCUUUAUUUACAUAUUUAAAACCAAGGUUCACUUCUAGUAAUAGCAGCAUCAGUAAUAAAUUUCGAUCAUGUCAUUCGGACAAUCACGACACAAUUUGCCAAUCUAAAGUUUCUUUCAAGUGCGACGAGGCGUCAUCUUUUUUAGAAUUUCCUGAUUCAUCUGCGACGACAGCUUCAAAUCCCGAGACUGAUGACAAUAGUUCCGUCAGUGCCAUGCAACCAUCAAAAAUUAUACAAAAAUUCAAUUUGAAGUCGUCCAAGUCUCGGUCUAAGACCCCGUUCUGUCCAUGUUUCUCUCCAAACGUCUCAUCAGACUCCAGUUGUGAUUCAGAUGAAGAAGAAAAAGAGACGGAAACCAUCGUCGGACAAGCAUCUAACCAAUUGCCUUUUGUGAAAUCGAAGCCUGAAGUGCCUGUACAUAAAAUAGUUGAAUACUCCUAUCAUCUUGUACCUGAUAUGAACAAAAUUUAUGCCUCUACCUAUUAUUGGGGCGUAAUGGACAGAUUCAAAGCAGAAGAGCUGUUAGAAGAUAAACCGGAAGGAACUUUUCUAUUACGUGAUAGUGCCCAGAAUGAGUUCCUGUUUUCCGUAUCUUUUCGAAGGUUUAACCGAACUCUUCAUGCCAGAAUAGAACAAGAAAAUCAUCGUUUCGGUUUUGAUAUUCUCGACCAAACAAUUUUUUCUUCCGAAUCAAUAACGACUCUCAUUGAGAAUUAUAAGGAUGUCUACAGAUGUUUGUUUUUUGAGCCACAACUAACACAUCCUUUACAUCGAAGUCACGUAUUUUCUCUUCAGGAAUUAUGUAGAGCUUCUGUGGCCAGCAAAACGAAUUACACGAGAGUUUCGGAAUUAGAUCUUCCUUCGAAACUGAAACAGUACAUCCGUCAAUAUCAUUAUACUGUAAGUGUUAGGACUGUUUACAAUGCGCAUGAUUGA
Auanema sp. JU1783 is the source of this 1158-nucleotide messenger RNA. Lineage: Eukaryota; Metazoa; Nematoda; Chromadorea; Rhabditida; Rhabditidae. The record is from the annotation of a GenBank genome assembly.